AUGUCGAAUCAGCACCAGCCGGUUUUCCCGAUCCAACAACAGCCCAAUCUGAACUCUGCCUCUUUCCCACCAUUGUUCGUGAAGCCUUUUAACAGUGCUCUUCAAAUGAGAAGGAAUGUAAUAACAGACGAUUACCGUGUAUCGAGUCAGGUGCUCGGGAUGGGGAUCAAUGGCAGAGUGCUGGAAAUAUUCCACAAAGAGAAUGGAGAAAAGUAUGCACUAAAGAUGCUGCAGGAUUGUCCAGAGGCCAGACGAGAGGUGGAGCUGCACUGGAGGGUGUCACCUUGCUCCCACAUUGUGCCCAUCAUAGAUGUUUAUGAGAAUGUCUACCAGGGCAAGAAGUGCCUCCUCAUUGUAAUGGAGUGUAUGGAUGGGGGUGAAUUAUUCAGUCAUAUCCAAGACAGAGGGAAUCAUGCAUUUACAGAAAGAGAAGCCUCAGAUAUCAUGAAAAGUAUAGGAGAAGCCAUACUUUUCUUGCAUUCCAACAAUAUUGCUCACAGAGACAUCAAGCAAUGUUUUCCAGCUCCUCCUGGGGGAUCCCAAGGUGUUUCUAUGCCGAAUGAGAUAUACAAUCUCUCCAGCGUGUUUUGGAUGUGCCAAUUGGGCUGCUCAGCCUCCCAGGGAAAGCCUAUGCCAGGGUUCUGGAAAGGAGCCUCCAAUCGAUUGUCGAACCUUGGAUUCAGGAGGGGUGAUGCAGAUACCUCCCUGGCCGUGCAACAGUGGACCAACCCUCUACCAUGGCAAGGCUACUCGAGGGGUCAUCCAGAAAAUCUGCUGUACACCUCCAAAAGACCAGAUGCCCUCCUUAAGCUGACUGAUUUUGGGUUUGCCAAAGAAAUCACCACAUUAAACUCAUUGGCAACGCCAUGCUUUACCCCCUACUAUGUCGCUCCAGAGGUUCUUGGUCCAGAGAAGUAUGACAGAUCCUGUGACAUGUGGUCUCUGGGUGUCAUUAUGUAUAUUCUACUUUGUGGAUAUCCUCCUUUUUUCUCACAUCAUGGUCUCGCGAUAUCCCCAGGGAUGAAAAGACGGAUACGUAACGGACAGUAUGAGUUCCCCAACCCAGAGUGGGCCGAUGUGUCUGAGGAAGCCAAACAACUGAUCCGCCACUUACUGAAAACUGAGCCGACCCAGAGGAUUAGCGUCACAGAGUUCAUUAACCAUCCAUGGAUUAAUCGGUCUGUGGAGGUGCCACAAACGCCUCUUCACACCAGCCAUGUGCUGCAUGAGGAACAAGACGUCUGGGAGAAAGUUAAAGAGGAAAUGACAAAUGCCCUGCAAACGAUGAGAGUGGAUUAUGAUCAAAUUAAAAUCAAAACUAUUGAAGACUCAACUAAUCCUCUCCUCUUGAAGAGAAGAAAGAAAACUAAAAACUCAGCCACACAACCUCCAGGCUAGCGAUAUAAAGACUUUUAUAAGACUUUUAAAAGGUAUUUUGUUUCACACAGACACACCAGCACACAUGCAUAACAUUUUUGAGAAAAAAAUCUUUCAAGAGGAACUUUAGGAAAACAGGAAAUGCUUUCAAUGCUUUUGUGAUAUUUUGUAGCUGUUUUUAUUUCCAUCUGUUAACCUCACAUGAUUUUAUUCUCAAAAUUUGAAAAAAGGAAAUGCAUCUUGGCAUUUUGUAAAUGUGAAUUAAGGACUCUUUCAAUGCAUGCAUGCUGUAUGUACACUGAGGCUUAUUCCUACGUCCUAUGACUAGUAUAUAUGUGCUGCUUAUUACGGCAGUUCUUAAUAUUUCGAUAUACAUGCUUAAUACGACAUUUGAGUAAGCUUUGUUGGCAACUCAUAGAUUAUUUCUAGGCUGUCUUUUGAACUCUAGUCUGCUAGUGCUGAAAACCAUUUAAACUGAAUUUUUGCCUUGAAGGUGUCAGGGGUGAGAAAGUUUGCCAGUGUCAUUUAUAUUUGUCUAUGAAAUGACUCAUCACCAGAAACCACAACUUUUGUUUUGUAAGCUAAAGUAAUGUCAGAAGCGUUUCUCCUUGCCAGAAAAAAAGGACUUUGCUUUUGUGCAUUGUGUAUUGUGGCAGCGCAGUAUCUAAAACUUACUUACCAUGUGUACCAAUAAUCACGUUUGCUAUGCCUAUGAGACAGUUGACCUAAUUGGCUUCUUCAUGCUUGUGUAGCAUUCAUUUUCCCCAGAGCAGUAAUAUAAAAGUAGUGCAUGAAGGCUGUUAUGUGAACGCCAUGGAAAGAAAAGCGGAUGGCUGUAAACCUUUAGAUCAAGGGACUAGUGACGAGAAGUGCAGUGGAAAAUGUUGCACAGCACUGUUGUCCUGUCUGUCUUUUACUCUGGAUUAAAUGUCUUGAUAUUC
Molecule: messenger RNA, 2318 nt
Organism: Seriola aureovittata
Lineage: Eukaryota; Metazoa; Chordata; Actinopteri; Carangiformes; Carangidae
Product: MAP kinase-activated protein kinase 2-like
Exons: 11
Coding region: 1-1398 (465 amino acids)
Biological process (GO): protein autophosphorylation; peptidyl-serine phosphorylation; inflammatory response
Cellular component (GO): cytoplasm; nucleus
Molecular function (GO): calcium/calmodulin-dependent protein kinase activity; calcium-dependent protein serine/threonine kinase activity; mitogen-activated protein kinase binding
Source: RefSeq, a predicted model, not a curated record